AUGUCGGCCAACAUCAACUCGGUGGUGUCGGUGUUCAGCAACCUUUUCUCGAAUCAGGGCACCACGCUGCUGAAUGCCAUCCUAAUCGUCACAACUAUCGGAGGGCAGUCCAUAAUCCGGAAAUUGACGUUUGCGUGUCCGUGUGCAUAUCCGCUGAAUGAAGUGCACUCAUUAAUUUUUAUGGUCGGCCCUUCAAUCGGCCUACUCUGCAUCGGCAUCAUGCUCAACACGACCACUUGGCGACUGGCGCACGGCUGUGUUUUUAGGCACGCAAAAACACGGCAUUCCUGGAAGACAAUCUGCGUGUCGUGGGUGGAGGUGUUGGCGCAGGCAUCGGUGGCGCCGAUCGCCUGGCUGUUCGUGGUGUUUUUGGAUGGAGGGUAUUACACCUGCUACCGGGCCGGCGGAUUCUGCCUGAUGGAAAAAGCGGUGCAAUGCCAGAAUCAGACCGUCUUGGAUUUUUACAAAUCGAGCCCUGGCUACGGUCAGAUGAGUGAAGAUGGAAAGUUCUGCCCAGAAUGCAUCUGCCAUAUGCGGCCCACCGACACCCUCUACCUCGAAGCCCAAUCCCAAAUUAUCGCCUUCAUGAUCUUGAUCGUCUACGGCACAGCCGCCUUUCUUGCGCUUUGUUCGAUUCGAAUGUGCGACAAGUACACGAUGGUCCAGCGGCAGUACGUGGAGAUGUACAAGAACGAGGAGAAGCGCAAUUUUGAUACGGUGGCGAAGGAAUUCGCCACGCAGCUAUCCGAAGCGAACGCGCGGGCCUUCUUCGCGCACGAGGCUUGGGACAAGAAGGACUGGGAUUGGGUGUCCGGCGUACCAGAAAUAAGCAACCCGAUGUUCGCCAGGUUAAAAUUGAUCGCGUCAGAAAAAUCGUUGCGCCGCUACUUCACUCCACUACAAUUGUGGACGGAGGAAAAGGGCUACCAAAUCUUGCGGCCCGACAUUGCCGGCAACAUGGCCGUCCGGCUGGCAAAUAUGGAGCAGGGAGAGUUGAAGAGUGAA
Molecule: messenger RNA, 1005 nt
Organism: Mesorhabditis spiculigera
Lineage: Eukaryota; Metazoa; Nematoda; Chromadorea; Rhabditida; Rhabditidae
Source: the annotation of a GenBank genome assembly